CCCGCGCAUGCGCUGUCUGUGUGGUUUCCUCAGUAAGCCAACAUGGCCGCGCUUGUGGGUUUCCGCGCGUGUCUCUCCGCGCUCCAGCUGUCGUCCCCGGGUCUGCUGCACAGCUCCUACAAACUGUGUGCAGUUCCUCUCAGUCGGAGGAAUUUCGCUGCCGACGCAAAGAAGGUGUUCUCACGAGAUAAACCUCACGUGAACAUCGGUACCAUCGGACACGUGGACCACGGGAAGACCACGCUCACCGCCGCCAUCACCAAAGUGCUGGCUGAGGCUGGUGGAGCGCGAUAUAAGAAAUAUGAGGACAUUGAUAACGCUCCUGAGGAAAAAGCCAGAGGAAUCACCAUCAACGCUUCACAUGUGGAGUACACGACUGCAAACAGGCACUACGCUCACACUGACUGUCCGGGUCAUGCUGACUAUGUCAAGAACAUGAUCACGGGCACGGCUCAGCUGGACGGCUGUAUCCUGGUGGUGGCAGCGACGGACGGUCAGAUGCCACAGACGCGUGAGCAUUUGCUGUUGGCUCGUCAGAUCGGCGUGCAGCACGUGGUGGUGUUCGUAAACAAAGCAGAUGCCGUGGACGACCCCGAACUUCUGCAGCUCGUCGAGCUCGAGAUCCGAGAACUGCUGAGCGAGUUCGGCUACGACGGAGACAACACGCCCGUUAUCUGUGGCUCCGCCCUCUGCGCUCUCGAGAACCGGCAGCCUGAGCUGGGAGUGAACUCCAUCAUGCAGCUGUUGGAGGUGGUGGAUGAGUACAUUCCUUUACCCAAGAGAGAUCUUGAUAGACCCUUCCUGCUGCCCAUCGAGGGAGUCUACUCCAUACCAGGACGUGGUACGGUGGUGACGGGCACUCUGGAGAGAGGAGUGAUCAAAAAAGGAGAUGAGUGUGAGUUUGUGGGACACAACCGCUCUGCCAAGUCAGUAGUCACAGGUAUUGAGAUGUUCCACCAGUCUCUGGAUCGUGCUGAAGCAGGUGAUAACCUUGGUGCACUGGUGCGUGGUAUGAAGAGAGAGGACAUGAGACGAGGCGUGGUGAUGUGUAAACCGGGGUCUGUCCAUCCUCAUCAGAAAGUCAAAGCUCAGGUGUACAUACUGAGUAAAGAGGAAGGUGGUAGACACAAGCCGUUCGUCACCAACUUCAUGCCUGUCAUGUUCUCUCUCACCUGGGACAUGGCCUGCAGGAUCCAACUCCCUGAUGACAAGGAGAUGGUGAUGCCGGGUGAGGACACGUCUCUGACGCUGACCCUCAGGCAGCCCAUGGUGCUGGAGAAAGGACAGAGGUUCACGCUGAGAGAUGGGAACAAGACCAUCGGCACCGGGCUGGUUACUGACAUCCUGCCCACUACAGCUGAGGACCAGUACAACUGGGGCUGAGACUGAGGGGGGGUGGGAGGUGGGGGUGGGGCAGGAAGUCAUCCAAACUUUAGUAUAAAUAUCCACUGUUUAAUGUUUCCUGCUCUCUCUCUCACUCACACACACACACACACACUGUUCCAGUACUACGUCCUCAUCCACUUUAAAGUGAAGGCACAGUGAGUGAAUUGAAGACAGUAGCAGAGUCUUUAACGCCCCUGGAACGCUAAUUAGUGUUUGUUGCUAACUUGCGACUCGAUCGUCGCUCAGUUAAAUAUCCUGGAAAUCACUUGGCUGACUAACUAGACUACACGUUCUUCUGUUUGUCAUCUCCCUGUCUAACACGCUAGAAGAGCGUCCGUCACCCCGGAGAAACGUCCAGUUGUGAAUUUUGUCCAUCGAUAUUUUUAUGCUAAGUCGCUAGCAGAACAGUGACGUGGUCAUUGACGUCCUGGAGAAACAGUGAAUUGUUGACAAGUGCGAUCUCCUCUAACUCUAGUUUAGCAUCCAGGCCUUUACAGUGAUGGAGUGUGUAGUGCGAGUGAGAGCUGGAAACAUAGUAAAGUGAUCUGGAACCGUCUGAUUUCAUCUGAUCUGAAUUAAACAUUCAUAUUAUUUUCACUGAAAAUAAUGAAGAAACUGUAUCACUCACACACACACAUUGUUUUGAGGUUCCCUACUGUCUGCUUUUUGGUUAUGAAAUGUCUUAAGUGGUAAUAAAUGUAUUUAAUACA
Tachysurus vachellii is the source of this 2096-nucleotide messenger RNA. RefSeq names its product Tu translation elongation factor, mitochondrial (gene tufm). Gene Ontology annotation, molecular function: GTP binding; translation elongation factor activity; GTPase activity. The record is from RefSeq and is a predicted model, not a curated record. Gene Ontology annotation, cellular component: mitochondrion. NCBI's taxonomy places the organism in Eukaryota, Metazoa, Chordata, Actinopteri, Siluriformes, Bagridae. Bases 43 to 1383 code for a protein of 446 amino acids. The transcript is spliced from 10 exons. Gene Ontology annotation, biological process: mitochondrial translational elongation.